This is a messenger RNA of Loa loa (African eye worm), 1328 nucleotides long. Its product is annotated as ribose-phosphate pyrophosphokinase 2. The transcript has 10 exons. Gene Ontology annotation, molecular function: ribose phosphate diphosphokinase activity; magnesium ion binding. Gene Ontology annotation, cellular component: cytoplasm; ribose phosphate diphosphokinase complex. Bases 13 to 1077 code for a protein of 354 amino acids. The record is from RefSeq and is a predicted model, not a curated record. Gene Ontology annotation, biological process: 5-phosphoribose 1-diphosphate biosynthetic process; ribonucleoside monophosphate biosynthetic process; purine nucleotide biosynthetic process. NCBI's taxonomy places the organism in Eukaryota, Metazoa, Nematoda, Chromadorea, Rhabditida, Onchocercidae.
GUCCCGGAAUGUAUGGAUUUUAGAAAAAAGCUUCAGAGUAGUUCUGCAACCAUUGAAAAAGACAACGAUCGUUUCUUACCUAAACAACAGUUAGAACAACAGCCAUUGGAGGCUAAAAGAAUGCCAAAUAUCAAGGUGUUUUCUGGUUCGUCACAUCGAGAUUUAUCGGAGAGGAUUUGCGAGCGGUUACAGUUGGAUGUUGCAAAAGCAUCACUUAAAAAAUUCAGUAAUAAGGAGACGAAUGUUGAAAUAGGUGAAAGUGUACGUGGGGAAGAUGUCUAUAUAAUUCAAAGUGCAUGUGGUGAAAUAAAUGAUCAUUUGAUGGAGCUAUUAAUAAUGAUAAAUGCCUGUAAGAUUGCCUCAUCGUCCCGCGUAUCUGCCGUCAUUCCGUGCUUUCCUUACGCUCGUCAAGAUAAAAAGGAUAAAUCUCGUGCGCCAAUUAGUGCGAAACUUGUUGCAAAUAUGCUAUCCGUAGCAGGAGCUGAUCACAUCAUUACAAUGGACUUACAUGCUUCUCAAAUACAGGGCUUCUUUGAUAUCCCUGUGGAUAAUCUGUUUGCAGAACCGGCAAUUCUAAAAUAUAUUAAAGAGUCGAUACCGAAUUGGCAGGAGGCAGUUAUUGUAUCACCAGAUGCAGGUGGUGCAAAACGAGUAACUUCAAUUGCUGAUCGCUUAAAUGUUGAUUUCGCACUUAUUCACAAAGAACGGAAAAGGGCCAACGAGGUGGAAAAGAUGACACUUGUUGGUAAUGUUCGUGACAGGGUUGCUUUAUUAGUUGAUGAUAUGGCCGAUACAUGCGGAACGAUUUGUCUUGCUGCUGAAAAGUUAGUUGAAGCAGGAGCAAGUGCAGUGUACGGAUUUUGUGUACAUGGGAUUUUCUCAGGGCCGGCAAUACAAAGAUUGAACAAUUCAGUGUUUGAAGCUGUGGUUGUUACAAAUACUAUACCCCAGGAACAAAAUAUGAAAAAAUGCUCUAAAAUUCAGUGUAUUGACAUUUCGAUGAUUCUGGCCGAAGCAAUUCGACGUACUCAUAAUGGCGAGUCAGUGUCCUACCUUUUCUCACAUGUUCCUAUGUGAAUUCGACAAGCAUUUAUGCUGAUGCACUGUUAGUGCCGCUGGCCACUGCUGCUAUCAAAAGUAUUAGAAUGAGGAGAAUUAAGCGUUAUUUUCAGCACUUUCAAUCAGCCUUUUUUAUUUCAAUAUUGUUUAAAUUAUUGCACUCUCACUACAAGUUUGUAAAUUUGUAUUACCCUAAAUUUGUGUUACCCUUUUUCACAUUUACGCUUGUCUGUUGGAUUUAUGCAUAAUAUUUUCAUUAAUAUUAGGAA